Messenger RNA from Ipomoea triloba (trilobed morning glory), 730 nucleotides. Its product is annotated as non-specific lipid-transfer protein-like. The coding region runs from base 106 to 468 and encodes 120 amino acids. The transcript is spliced from 2 exons. NCBI's taxonomy places the organism in Eukaryota, Viridiplantae, Streptophyta, Magnoliopsida, Solanales, Convolvulaceae. Gene Ontology annotation, biological process: lipid transport. The record is from RefSeq and is a predicted model, not a curated record. Gene Ontology annotation, molecular function: lipid binding. Gene Ontology annotation, cellular component: membrane.
UCCCAGCCUUCAACACACAACACAAACACACAUACUAGGCUAAAUAUACACACAUAUCCACCGUUUAUCUCGAAGAAGAACUUAUUAACCACGUACGUAGCAGAAAUGGCGGCAAAGCUUGCGGUGAAGGUUGCAUGCAUGUUGGUUGUGUGCAUGGUGGUGGCGGCGCCGAGUGCGGAGGCGGCCAUUACGUGCGGGUCGAUGGUGGCGAAGCUGAGCUCAUGCCUUAAUUAUGUGUCGGGUAAGGUGAGUGGAUCGCCCCCGACCACUUGCUGUAGCGCCAUUAAGUCUAUCAACAGCGUCGCUACCACCACCCCCGACCGCCAGGCUGCCUGCAAGUGCUUGAAACAGAUGGCCGGAAGCUAUUCCGGCGUCAACAUGGGCCUCGUCUCCGGCCUCCCCAACAAGUGUGGCGUCAAUAUUGGCUACCCCAUCAGCACCUCCGUUGACUGCGCCAAGGUUCACUGAGCUAGCUAGGCUGACGACGGAGAGAAGACGCCGUGUUAAUAUGGUGGUAAUGCUAGUAUGAUGAGGAAUAAAUAAGACGGGACUGCUGCGGUUCCCGUUAGGAAUACCGUUUGUUUGGGUUCCAUCUUUGUAUUAAUUAACGUUGGCUAUCUUUACAAUGCAGUACGUACAAUUCUCUGUACCCUAGUAUUGGAGUGUUGUAUUUACUUGCUUAAUUAUAUUUGUAUUUCUAUAAUGCAUGCAUGGUGUUCUUCUUUUUCAA